UUUAUCGCAACCACUAUCAGGUGCGGAGUCCCGGUAAGAGAAAAGGGGAUGAUUAGGGUGAUCACCUCAUACCGCGCCACGGUUACAAGGCGGGAGGAUAAAGAAGCUUCGAACCUUUCGAAGCACGGUCUGCUUUGGGGUUGCCUCUUUCAGAAGGAGGAUCAAUCUAAGCCGGUGGAGAGGGGAUCUCCAGGGGGGUGGAUGACAGAGUCAGACACGGCCCUGGAUCCAUGGUUACGGAUUACGCGGGCCGGACUAGAUACGGAGGACUUUCCGUAUGCCGUAGAAUCGUGGAAAGCACGAUGAUCCUUUCUGUGCGCUGGAUUGCGCUCUUUUCUAGUCCUCUUAGAGUCGUCGCUAGUUCUGAGUCUGUUCACAGUGACAGUGUUCUUCAGCCCUAUCACUCGUGGAGCGCAAGAUGGAAAAGAAAACCGCGCAGUGACAUCCACCUAGAUCCCAUUGUGGUGGUCCAACACAUUCUCAACAAACGAAAUCGUUGGCCUUGGCUGCAACCUGGCUGGACGCCUACUCGGCUAAUGGCAUGUCUUGUGUAUCGAGUUCAUUAUAUUCUGAUUGGGUGUUCCGAGUCAGUGUCCUUUAGAAUUGGCGCGGCACAGCGAAGAGAUUUAGACUCUCGUCUGAGAUUCCCGAAUCGACGCGAGGCGGGGGUGGUCAUGAGAGCUGGAAAAAAAGCACAAAAAGUGUACCACGAAGCUCGAUAGCCUUUUCUAAUGCCUUUGUUCAAAUGACUGGCAAGCGGUGGAGUGAAAUCCCUGCGUGGCUAGUACUGUAUCUGGCCUGGUGGCGUUUUUUAGACUGGCCAGUCGAGAGACAACAUCGGGGGUUACCUCCCUUUCGGACUGUCGCCCCGCCGUGCCUAUUCCAAAGAUCGCCUCAAUUACUUACCAAGCCCUUGGGAGGUCUGGGGGAUCCUAUCACAUGUGCUCCAUUGUCGUCGACCACCCCUUAUAGUCCCUGGGGCACUAGUGUCCCUCCCAGGCAGAAAUUUGAGAGACGGCCUCCCGAGUAAUUGGUUGGGACUCAUCCCACCAUGGCGACAAGAGCCUAGUAAGAUUGCAAAGAAAGCAUAAGCGCCAC
This is a messenger RNA of Aspergillus welwitschiae, 1098 nucleotides long. RefSeq lists its product as uncharacterized. The record is from RefSeq and is a predicted model, not a curated record. The transcript has a single exon. Bases 231 to 722 code for a protein of 163 amino acids. Lineage: Eukaryota; Fungi; Ascomycota; Eurotiomycetes; Eurotiales; Aspergillaceae.